UUUCUUUGAAAUACAGAUGAUCGAACUAACUUAUCAGGCUUGUAAGAUUUGGGUCUUUUUAUAGCGCUAUUCAGUGGAUUGUCUUGUGCCUAGUGCAACUACAGAUUUUUUUUUCACUGUUUUGGCUCUGUACAACUAUACACUGUAGACUCUAAGGGGUCUGCUCUAUUUAAAAACCACUGUAAGCCACAAGAUAAAAAUAAAAAUACAAAAUCUAGGCGACCACAAGAGGGCAGUGUUGACCUUUAAAAAAAUAUAUAUUUUUAAAACUUACUGGCUUAAGACGAGAAACUAAUAAUAAUAAUAAUAAUAACAACCUGCCACAAGGCUCCAUAUAAUGUUAACCUUCGGACAUACCAGUGGCAGAUCAUUAAUGUACAUACAGAAUAAGAAUAAGGGGAUAGUAUGGAGCCUUGUGGCAGGUCGGUCGACAGAGGGAGAGGAGCUCUUACCAAUACGAACAGUUUGUAAGCAUUGAUAGAGAUAUGAUUUUAACCAUUUUAACACCUUAUCUGAGAGAUUAAAAGAAGAUAGUUUAGCCAAUAGGAGACGAGAGUUUACUGUGUCAAAUGUUUUUCUAAGAUCAAGGAAAACUGCUCCUACAAUGCUAUUGCUGUCAAGUGAUAACUUGAUUUUAUCAAUAAAGUUGCAAUGAUUGCUUCCGUAUUUGCUUCUGUGGCCCAAUUAAAACAAGACUAGGUUCUGUUGAUGGGGUUUUACAUACCGCAACAUUUACAGAUUUGAAGCUCUGGGCAAUGGCUGUAACCGAGUCAACAAAAUAAUGAUUAAAUGUCAUAGCUGGGUUCCUAACGCGCAUUUCAUCCAUCAUUAGUUCAACAGGUUUUCUUGUUUUAUGCUCUUGGCCCAUUCAUUUUUUUAGCUGGUCCCAUACUAACUUUGUAUUACCCCUUGCCUCACUAAUUAUGGCCAGAAAAAAGUUAGCCCUAGACUUUCUCAACAUGGAUGUUACGGCAUUCCUUCGCAUAGCAAAAUGAUGUUUAUCAUGUGGCCGGUUUGUUUUAAUAGCCCUUUUCAGUGCAAGGUCACGCUCUUUCAUUUUCUUCAGGACAUCUGCAUUAAUCCAAGGGAGACUACUUCUUCUUUUCCUUUGUGUAUGCCUACAAGUACAUUUUUUAAUAAUACACUGUAAUUUACUUGAAAGUGUCAUGCUUCCCUCAUGGACAUCUUUUCCAGUUAACAGAGAAUCCCAAUUGAUUUACCGUGAAGUUGGUCAAAUUUCGAUACGAGGCUUCGUAUAUUGAGGUGCCCACCAAAUAAUCCAUUUGAUUUUAAUUUGUGAUCCCAUAUUAUUUUUGAGUGGUUAACAGUCUGAAAAACAUUCCACAUCCUUUUUUUACGACAGUUGGAUUUGUAGACCACUUCCUGUGUUGACAAGUUUGACUUCCAGAUAUUGUUUCACUAUUGAUUUGAUUAGCAUUACGUUCCUUUGGGGUGAGGGUUGGUGAACCUUCACCUGCAAUCCUUGACAAAAAUGGCAGUCUCGGAUGAUCGGAUGCCUCCCGAACGCCCAACAUGCCACCAUCCCGAAUCGGCACCGAUGACGCUCCUGGCAAAGGUGGUGCACGCGGGUCUGCACAGGCUGAGACCCCUUGCCCCGGUCCCAAUCCCCAUCCAUAUGCAUUGCAUAUGUGCAGUCCUUUCAGUUUCAUGGUUCAAUCCGAUCGUGUGUUUACAUGCAUGCUCAAUCGUAUUAGAAGAGGAAUAAACCACCCCCUUCAAUCUGAUCGAAAAUUAAUUCGGAUCGAGCUCAGUCGCAUUGUGACUCCGAUUGAGAACAUUCAUACAUACAGGCUCACACAAAUUAGCAUUUUUUUUUAAGAUCUACAUGCGCUUUACCUCAGUACACUGGAGUUCAGUGUUCAUUAAGCAUAAAUACCAUUAAGGAAAAAAGUGCAUUAAACAGAAAGUGGAUUUGAGCUGUGGUCAGCCACAGAAAGUGAGACAUUGUUUUGUAUUGUUCUUUCAGAUUGCUUCAAUAAACCUGUUUUUUGAAGCAUACUUCAGAUGCAAAGAGUUUUGAAACAGAACCCUUUUCACUUAUUCUUUACUAUUUCUAUUCCCCUGUGUAUUCGUGCAGUGACACACCCUAACCCCAAUACCGAUAGUUGUUUUUAUAGGCAGGCAUAUUUAGUGUGGAAAUGUCUGCAAAAUUAAUCUCUCAUGAUGUUCAGCUUUUUAUACUGAGAAAGGUUUCAAAUGUUUUCUGGCCUGUGAAAUUGACAGAUGCACUGGAGGAAAUUCCCACGGUACAGACGGGCUGACACGGUUCUUAUUUUAACCCUAACCUUUUGACCUCUUGUUCCUGACCUGGCUGGUUCUUCCGCUAUGAUUUUGAAUUAAUGUAAGGUAUACAUAAAUAUUAUUAUUAUAUUAUUAUUUCUAUACUUCAUUAAAACACAGAAAGUCAGCAAACAUCUUGGAAAAUACCAGUUUAUUUGAGAUCCUUACAUCCAUAUCAUUUAAUAUGAGCAAUGCCUUGUUUAUGCUUGACAUAAGUACUUUUGGAAAGAGCCCUUGUGCAUGUAAACGGAAAACAAAUGCUACAGUAUCACUCAAAGCAUUGACAGAAGACAGAGGGCAUGUGUUUUUUUUUAGACCUUGGGACAUGAGAAUUCCCGAAGACAUCUGUAGACCAGUGUUUACUCAUAUGCUUGAAUAGCUAUAAACAAACGCCAGAGGAACACCAGAGCUUGAGAUAGAGCAGUAUAAAUGUGAGACCCUUGAUGUACAGUCACUCUGGGGAGAGAUCACUGUUGUGGAUUGCUGGAUUCAGAGCAAAACCACAUGGCCACAAUUUGCCACUGGAUGUUUUCCCGUCCUCAUUACAGGUAGUUUCUGAUGCAAGGUCCUAUUUUAUUUGUUUUCAACGCAUUUUGCUCAAACUCUGUGUUGAAUCGGGAAUUGUUCUUCUGGAAUGAGUGAAGUAAUGAAGCACUUCGAGAGACUUCCUGGCCCGCUGCUCUUCUUGAUGACUCUGGUUUCUCUCAGUCUGGGUGAAAGAUUCACCUUGUUGAUCUCUAUGCCCAACACCUCCAUUCCUUUCAGUACUGGUCGGAUUGGGGCCGGAGCUCUUAUCGCAGUCAGUUCUGUAAACCGCAGUCCGGACCUUCUGCGAGGUCAUCAACUGGAUUACCAUUAUGUGGAUGAUGAAUGCAAUGAUCUACGCGGCCCGGGGAAAAUUGCGGCACUUUACCAUAAACACAAAUACAGUGCUUUCAUCGGCCCAUCUUGCUCGAAUGUCUGCGCUGUGACUGCUAAACUAGCAGCGUAUUGGAACAUUGCUGUCAUCAGUCCUAUAUGUGCAGAUCAACAAUUUCUAGAUAAGAAGGCCUAUCCGACCUUAACAAGAGUUUUUGGACCUUUCACUAAACUAGGGUCUUUCUUUGUGGAAAUCUGCAAGUGGUUUGGCUGGCAGCGCAUCAGCAUUAUCUAUGAAAAUAAACCAUCCUGGGCUAUUCCUGUUGAGGGGAUCAGGUAUCAAGCAGAGCACAAUAACAUUACAGUGGCCAAGUAUCAAGAGAUCCCUGGCCCUCUCUCCCAAGGGUCCUUGUCGACCUGGUCCUGGGUCUUAACUGAGGUGGCACAAGUCUCGCGCAUCAUUGUGAUCUCAGCAGAUGGCAAGGUGGUCCGCAGUUUGCUAAUUGAAGCUCACAAGAAAGGCCUCACCAACGGAGAUUUUGUUUUCUUUUGUUUCGAGCCAUAUAAGCAAAAGGUGUUAUUUGGCAGUUUUGAAUGGAAACAAGGUGAUGAAUAUGACUCGGUGGCCAGGCAAGCUUAUCAGGCUCUGUUUUUCCUGUCUUUGUAUAAACCCAAUCAUAAACUGUAUCAGGCCUUCUCAGAGAAUGUCAUCAGAAGAUCCAAAAUAGACUUUGGCUAUACAUAUGCUUCUGACGAAAAGGUGUCAGUCCUAGCAGCCAUAGCUCAUGAUAGUGUCUGGCUGUAUGCCCAGGCAUUAAACGAAACUUUGGCCGAAAAUGGAAACCCAUAUGAUGGUUUAGCCAUCACUAGACGAAUGUGGAACAGGACCAUUACAGGUAUCCAAGGAGAUGUAACUAUUGAUGCAAGUGGAGAUCGAGAGUUAAAUUACAUGAUGAAACAAAUCCAAGGUAGUAAUAACCAGUUUCAGGUCAUUGCGAACUAUUUUGGGACUUAUAAGGCCGUACAGGGGCUUCACAUCAAGUGGCCUGGAGGACGGACAACUCCUCCCAAAGACUCUCCAGAUUGUGGCUUUCAUGGAAAACUCUGCAUCAAUCUAGAGAGAAAAUUCUUGAUUGCUUUAGGGAUUAUCGUUGGCUUGGUGGGUGCUGGGACCCUUGCAAUCUGUGCUUUAUACAGGAAGUUCAAAAUCCAGGAAGAAGCUUCCAAGAUGCUGUGGACAGUCAACGCCGAUGAUGUCAUAAUGAUGGAGCAUCACUCCUCAACUGUGACAGCAAAGUCUCACAGAUCCAAACCCAUCCAGGCUUCUUUGGAGUCUAUAAUUUGCAGCAUGCAAGGCGAGCCAUCAGCACACAGAACCGCAGUCUACAAAGGAACAAUUUGUUCUGUUUGCUUUCUGAAUUUAAAGAACCCUCAUCUGAGCAGCGAGCUCCUGGCGGAACUCAAACAGUGCAGAGAUUUGACCCACUAUAACCUUUGUAAAUUUAUUGGAGCGGCCCUGGAUACCCCUCAGCCCUUCAUUCUUACAGAGUACUGCCCUAAAGGAAGCCUACAGGACAUAUUGAAGAAUGAGUCUAUCAAGCUGGACUGGAGUUUCAAAUUUUCCCUCAUGCUAGACAUCGUAAAGGGCAUGGACUAUUUGCACCAUAGCCCCCUGCACUUCCACGGUCACCUCUCAUCAGCAAGCUGUGUGGUGGACAGCCGCUUUGUCUUGAAGGUCACUGAUUUUGGACUUAAUAUGCUCAGGAUUUCAGACUCAGAGAAGAGUCCCGUAUUUGAACCCUGGACCGCUCUGCUGUGGAAGGCACCAGAGCUACUGAGGCAGUCCAUUCCAGCUCAUGGUACACAAAAAGGGGACAUCUACAGUUUUGCCAUUAUCGCUCAUGAGGUAGUAUAUCGUAGAGGGCCUUUCUACAUCCCCAACUGUCACUUCAGUGCUAGAGAGAUUGUGGAGAGGGUCAGGGCAGGGGGCUGUAGCCCACUGAGGCCUCACAUAGAUCCAGCAGAGGGUGUAGAGGAACUGGAGGGAAUCAUGGUCAGCUGCUGGAGAGAAAAACCUGCAGAGAGACCAGACUUUUCUUCUCUUAGGACUGCCAUCAAGAAACUGUGUCCUAAUGGGGGGUCUGAGAACAUUCUGGAUAACCUGCUGUCCCGUAUGGAGCAGUAUGCGUGUAAUCUGGAGGAGAUAGUCAGUCAACGUACCGCUGAACUCCAGGAAGAGAAGAAGCGAGCAGAGGGACUGCUCACGCAGAUGUUGCCACGAUGCGUGGCUGCUCAGCUCAUAGCGGGGAAGACAGUGAGAGCAGAGACCUUCGACUGCGUCACCAUCUAUUUCAGUGACAUUGAAGGCUUCACAGCCAUGUCAGCAUCCCUCACGCCAAUGCAGGUAGUGAACGUGCUGAAUGACCUGUACACAUACUUUGACAAUAUCAUUGACCACCACAAUGUUUAUAAGGUAGAAACCAUUGGCGAUGCCUACAUGGUAGUGUCGGGCCUGCCUACAAGAAAUGGAGACGACCAUGUGAAAGAAAUAGCAAGAAUGUCAUUAGCUAUAGUGCAGGGCAUGAGGAGCUUCUACAGUCCACAUAUACAAGAGCAGCAGCUGCGGGUUCGCAUUGGAGUUCAUUCAGGCCCUUGUGUCGCGGGGGUUGUGGGUCUGAAAAUGCCACGCUACUGUUUAUUUGGAGACACUGUGAACACUGCCUCCAGGAUGGAGACAUACGGAUUACCUCUGAGAAUCCAUGUGAGCAGUUCCACCAAGUCUCUCCUUGACACUUUCAGGACGUUCCACUGUGAACUGCGAGGUGACAUCCACAUAAAGGUGCAGGGUUUCUGCCACUUUGACAUUCACCUCAGAAAGCAUCAUAUCGUUUUCAUCUCUCCCGCCUUAUCACAUCACAACAAUCCGAUUCGCUCAACUGAUUUUUUUUUUUCACACAUAUUUAUUGUAGGAAUGGUGCUUUGAAAUUAUUAGCACUAACAGUGACACACCUAUUGUGUUACAAAAACCAUAGUGUAGUACUAUGACAUCUUAAGUACAAUCACGGCUGUAAACAUUGAUAUCUGAAAAGUUGUGUAUACAUGGCAACAUAAUUUCAGAAAGAGUGGAAAUAUUUCUUCAGUAACGAGUUACAGCUGGUAAGGACCUAUAAAUAGAGCUCAAUAGCCUACUAAACAAGUUUUCAUUGCUUCGGUAACUGCUCUCACCUC
Messenger RNA from Carassius auratus (goldfish), 6387 nucleotides. RefSeq names its product atrial natriuretic peptide receptor 1-like. Bases 2936 to 6142 code for a protein of 1068 amino acids. Gene Ontology annotation, biological process: cGMP biosynthetic process; receptor guanylyl cyclase signaling pathway; protein phosphorylation. Lineage: Eukaryota; Metazoa; Chordata; Actinopteri; Cypriniformes; Cyprinidae. The transcript is spliced from 26 exons. Gene Ontology annotation, molecular function: protein kinase activity; natriuretic peptide receptor activity; guanylate cyclase activity. Gene Ontology annotation, cellular component: plasma membrane. The record is from RefSeq and is a predicted model, not a curated record.